Molecule: messenger RNA, 1520 nt
Organism: Sphaeramia orbicularis (orbiculate cardinalfish)
Lineage: Eukaryota; Metazoa; Chordata; Actinopteri; Kurtiformes; Apogonidae
Product: ATP-dependent RNA helicase DDX39A
Exons: 10
Coding region: 118-1401 (427 amino acids)
Molecular function (GO): nucleic acid binding; ATP binding; RNA helicase activity
Source: RefSeq, a predicted model, not a curated record
AGGCAGCACACGUGACUCAUACAUGUCACUAUACUGAGCGGUGCUGAGGGUACGUGCUAGCUUGUUAGUGACACACAAGCACAUUGACAUCGACGGGAUAGAAAAGAUCACAACAAGAUGUCUGAGCACGACGUUGAUAAUGAGCUUCUGGACUAUGAGGAGGAUGAGGAGCCCCAGGGAGCCCCCGAGAGUGCGACCCCAGCCAGCAAGAAGGAGGUGAAGGGGUCUUAUGUGUCCAUCCACAGCUCUGGCUUUAGAGACUUUCUUCUCAAACCAGAGCUGCUCCGUUCCAUUGUUGACUGUGGUUUUGAACAUCCCUCAGAAGUUCAACAUGAGUGUAUUCCUCAAGCUAUUUUGGGAAUGGACAUCCUCUGUCAGGCCAAGUCUGGCAUGGGAAAGACAGCUGUGUUUGUUCUUGCCACUCUGCAGCAGAUAGAGCCUGUGGAUGGACAGGUGUCCGUCCUUGUGAUGUGCCACACACGAGAGCUGGCCUUCCAGAUCAGCAAAGAGUACGAGCGCUUCUCCAAGUACAUGCCCACUGUCAAGGUGUCCGUGUUCUUCGGAGGCCUCACCAUCAAGAAGGAUGAGGAAGUCCUGAAGAAGAAUUGCCCUCACAUUGUCGUGGGAACUCCAGGCCGUACCCUGGCCCUCAUCCGCAACAAGAGCCUGAGCCUGAAGAACAUCAAACACUUUGUGCUUGAUGAGUGUGAUAAGAUGCUGGAGCAGCUGGACAUGAGGAGUGAUGUUCAGGAAAUCUUCAGGCUGACACCCCAUGAGAAACAGGUUAUGAUGUUUAGUGCAACACUAAGCAAGGAGAUCCGCCCAGUCUGCCGCAAGUUCAUGCAGGAUCCCAUGGAGGUAUUUGUGGAUGAUGAGACCAAGUUGACGCUCCACGGCUUACAGCAGUAUUACUGCAAACUGAAGGACAGCGAGAAGAACCGCAAGCUCUUUGACCUGCUCGAUGUGCUCGAGUUUAACCAGGUGGUCAUCUUUGUGAAGUCGGUGCAUCGCUGUGUGGCAUUGUCCCAGCUGCUGGUGGAGCAGAACUUCCCUGCCAUUGCCAUACACCGGGGCAUGGCGCAGGAGGAGAGGUUAUCCCGGUACCAGCAGUUUAAAGACUUCCAGCGGCGCAUCCUGGUAGCAACAAACCUUUUUGGUCGCGGUAUGGACAUCGAGCGAGUCAACAUCGUCUUCAACUAUGACAUGCCAGAGGAUUCAGACACAUACCUUCACAGAGUGGCCCGUGCUGGCAGGUUUGGGACCAAAGGCCUGGCUGUCACCUUUGUGUCAGAUGAGACUGACGCCAAAACCUUGAAUGAAGUCCAGGACCGGUUCGAGGUCAAUGUAGCAGAGCUCCCAGAGGAGAUUGAUAUCUCUUCCUACAUUGAACAGUCCAGAUGAGUGCGUUUCCAAUGAUGACUGCGUUGCCCUUGGUGUUGUAUUUUGGUGACGGACAAAUAAGACCUCAACAUUACUUUUAAGUCAUAGUCCCACCGUAUGUGUUGGCAAGUUGAUAAUGA